AUGGCUUCCAAGACUCUCUCAAAACCCGUCUCUUUGGACUCGUCGUCGGAUGACGAAGCUCCCGAAUCCUUCACCCUCUCGACCUCGAAAUCAAUAUCGAAACAGCAAACAGCACGUCUCGCCGCGGCCAAUGCCUCCGUGAAAUCGAAGAAAAAAGAGAAGAAUCGGGAGAGGGAUCGGAAAUUGAAGGAGAGAGCGGAGGCAACUCGCGGCGAGAUUGCGGAUUCAGGACGAGCGGGAGACGAUGAGGAAGGAGACGAGGUCACCGUUCGAGAGUUAAAGCAGCGGAAGGCUCAGGCCGAGGAAGAGGUACAGAAUGGCGACAACGCCGAAGAUAUAGUCGAUCGAAAUCAGUUACGCAGCUCUCUCGAUGCUGAGGACGAUGGUGACGAGCCUGCUUUAUCAUCGAUUCCCAAACGUCUACCAGACCACUUGUUUAAGUCUGCAUUUUCUCAGUCCCUCCCUUCCACGUCCACGUCGUCCACUUCUUUCACUUCUAAACCUUCCGAGGACCGACGAAAGCGCAAGACCGCUGCUAAAAGAAAGGCGAAGGACCUCAUUGUCGGAUCCCGCGUCAUUCGUACGCUCUCCGCGACCACUACCGUCCCAGACACAUCGAGGACAAUACCUUCUGCGAAGGUUCGGAAAUUCGUGGACCGCAACCUGGCGUUGAAAGCUAGUAAGCGAUCAAAGUCAUGGCAAAGGGUGCCCGCGAACCUCGGGGUGAUGAAACGCAACGGCCCGGCGGCUCGGUUUGUUAGAAACCCUGUACCAUCAUGA
Molecule: messenger RNA, 780 nt
Organism: Pleurotus ostreatus (oyster mushroom)
Lineage: Eukaryota; Fungi; Basidiomycota; Agaricomycetes; Agaricales; Pleurotaceae
Exons: 3
Coding region: 1-780 (259 amino acids)
Source: RefSeq, a predicted model, not a curated record